AUGACAACUUUAAUUCGGCAAGUAACCUUUGAUCAGGUUAUCGAGAAAAUUGCCGUAACUACAAAGAAAGGAUUUUCUCUUUAUGAUUAUACAAAUGGACUGAUAUUAUAUCAUGGUCCAGGAGGAUUUGAGCAUAUUGCUAUAUUAAGUGAUUCAAAUAUUGUUGUUUUAUCAGGUGAUGGUUCUGAUCCAAAAUUUGCUAAAUCUUCAGUAUUUUUAUGGAAUAUCGAAACGAAUGAAAUAAUUAAAACGAUUGAACACACUUCAAAUGUCAUAGGUAUCUUUUUCACAACAGAUAUAUUGGUUGUUGUCCAAGAACAAUACAUUACAUUCUACAAUACAUCCAAUUUCGAACAAAUCUUCAACCUAGUAAAUUCAACAGGUACAAAAGAUCAGAUUUCAAUUGUGCAAACUACUAACUUGUCGUUAAUUACAUUGCCUUCAGCAGAUGGAAAAUCCUUAAACGUUUGUGACUUCCACGACCCAGCUUACAUAUUAGGAACAAUAAAUAUCCCUGCUUCAGAAGUUACUUAUGCUGCUUUUGAUAGACAUGCAGAAUUCCUCGCGAUUGUUAUUGAUAGUGGCAGAUCUAUCAACUUGUGGUCAUUUGACAAAAAGCAAUUCGUUUCUAAAUACAAGAGAGGUACAUUUGCUGCUAAAAUCACUGGUCUUGUAUUUGAUAAUAUGUCAAAUUAUUUCUUGAUGACUUCAAGUCGCGGAACAAUACAUGUAUUCCAAGUACAGAGAAUCCCUGAUCCGAAGAGAGCUACUAUUAGGUCUAAGUAUUCUUUAGAAUUGCCAAAAGGAGUAGAUUUAACUUGCUGCUUCGACGCUGCCGGUUAUACCAUCAACGGUAUUAAUUCUUCUGGCCAGUUUAACAAAUUACGUGUUGAUUUAGAAAAAGGUAUGCUUGAUUUAGUUGAAGAAAAGCCAAUUGACUUGUAA
Trichomonas vaginalis G3 is the source of this 945-nucleotide messenger RNA. Its product is annotated as phosphatidylinositol-3,5-bisphosphate binding. The coding region runs from base 1 to 945 and encodes 314 amino acids. The transcript has a single exon. Gene Ontology annotation, cellular component: phagophore assembly site membrane; cytosol; extrinsic component of membrane. The record is from RefSeq and is a predicted model, not a curated record. Gene Ontology annotation, biological process: protein localization to phagophore assembly site; nucleophagy; autophagy of mitochondrion. Lineage: Eukaryota; Parabasalia; Trichomonadida; Trichomonadidae. Gene Ontology annotation, molecular function: protein binding; phosphatidylinositol-3-phosphate binding; phosphatidylinositol-3,5-bisphosphate binding.